AUGCGUGUUUUGCAAGCAAAAUUCACUGGGGCUCGUACAAGCGGCAGCAAAGCCUCUAGAACUAGAACUGUGGUGACAAUUGAUGAUGACAGCGAUGAUGGUGGCACUACUGAGUCCGAGGCUAGUACUCCGGAGCAAGAGGAUACGGAUAACAUCAGUGACAUGCAUGAGGAUCCCGAUGGGAAUGACAAUUAUGACCACGAUGGGGAUGUUCCUUUCGACGAUUAUACAGAAAAGCAAGGCGGCUCGGAUACCUUUUCUUGGUCUGCAGGCUGCAUUUUUGCUUGGUGUAGGACUGACUGGCUCGACACAUCUCGGGAUUUCUUUCAAGAUUGA
This is a messenger RNA of Prunus armeniaca (apricot), 336 nucleotides long. Lineage: Eukaryota; Viridiplantae; Streptophyta; Magnoliopsida; Rosales; Rosaceae. The record is from the annotation of a GenBank genome assembly.